AUGCGCAAACUGAACACGAGCCAUGCACCAUCUGCUCCUGGCCGGGGUACAGGGACAAGUCUGGACGGAUUAGUUAACCGUGUUCAGUUUGAAACGAAGUGUUCAAGCAAGACUACAAUCAUGUUUCUGUUCCUGAUAAUAACUGUUGCUAUGUGCAUGUUCACGAACAUCGUUGGGGCUCAGACAGCUCUUGAUACAGACGAAUUGAGGACGAUAAAAAACCAACUGAACUUGCUGAUGGAAAAAAGACAACAGGAUUACCAGCAGUUGGAAAAAUCACUCUACGAAUCUCUAAAAGGAAGCACAGACCUCGAUGCGUUGAAAGAAGAAAUUCAAUUAAUCAGGGAUGAACAUUUUAGGAUGGCCCAUUCUGGUAACGAUGGGAUCCGCGAUAAAGUAGCCGUAGGAUGGCUAAAGGAAGUAAUCGGUGGUUUGAGAUCAGAAAUGCAAGCAGUGUGGUCGGCCAUCAAUGAAACGGCACAGAUUCACAAGACUGUAGCCAUACAAAACGAUCUGCAAGCAUUAAGAAAUGACUUGGAUUCUGACCGAAAAGAUUUACAAACAAUGCAAGGAGAAUUACUGUCAGUUAAGAAGAAUGUCGAAGAAAUAUCAAUUAAACAUUCCGAAUUAGAGAAAAAGAUUAACACCAUGGCUAAACAUAAAAUCGCAGUUGAUAAAAAAAACAAUGAAAACGACGUACAAACAGCAUACAACAACAUUUAUAAACAAGUGGCGUUUGAAGUUAACGAAAACAACAAUAAUGACAAGCGUCUGAGGACAAACGUUAUCACCACAGUGGUGACGGAUCAAGAAGCACAGGAGCUGGAACAGCUAGAGUCAUCGCGCAAGUACCUCGCUCACCGGAUGGCCCGUCUAGAAAAGCGCAUGAAGGGUGUAUUGUACAGAGAGAGCGCGGCUGUGGAACGGGAAAAUCGACUGUCACGGCUCGAGGCCGAUCUUAACGCCACCAAAGAAGCGUUGGCAUUUAAUGCCACUCGUCAGGAGGCCACGCAGGAUCGGCUGCACGGGUCCUUACUGGAGCUGUUGGAGAGCGUGGAAAACCUCGAUGAUCGGGUAGACGCGUGUCUACCGGAAGUUCGCAAAGAAAUAUCGAAAAUCGAAUUUACCGUGGCUCGGAUAAACGCGUCCGUGGCCAUCAUUAAGGAAGAUCAGAACAACCAAAUGUUAACUGCAAAAGCUCUCGGAGAAGGGAUGUCGGCCAUACAAAGAAAAAUGACCAAGUAUGACAACGAAAAACAAACCGGGAAAACGGUUACGACCCACCUUAUAAUGAAAGAAAAUUGUACGGAAUGCACAUACGUAAUCGACGAAUUGGCCACAUUGCAAAAUUCAUUCGAAAGAAUUGUCGACGGACUUCCCAAAGAUUGUUCUAAAAUGAAAUCCUCGGGAACGUACCUCAUAGCACCUGAUGGAAAAAACCCCUUACUGGUUCAAUGCGAUAUAUCAGAUGGUAUGUCUUGGAUCACGGUACAAAAAAGGACCAAUGAUCGUCUCAAAUUCAAUAACAAUUGGGAAGAGUAUGCCAAAGGAUUUGGAAACUUAUAUGGCGACUUUUGGCUGGGGAACGACGCCAUCCACCGGCUGACUGCGGACAACGCUUCUUCACUGCGCGUCCAGAUAACCGACAUUUACGGUAACGAUUGGCGGGCGGAUUAUGCGAACUUCGCGGUAUCGAACGCCACCGAUGGUUACCGGCUGGGCAUUUCAGGUUAUAGCGGUAACGCCUCUGACGCGCUGUCCUUCCAAAACGGUCACCGGUUCAGCACGACGGACCGCGACCAAGACGACAGCGCUGCAAACUGCGCGGCUAACUACGAGGGCGGCUGGUGGUACUCGCGAUGUCAGCACGCCAACCUCAACGGCAAGUACAACUUUGGGCUGACGUGGUUCGACACCAGCCGCAAUCAGUGGAUGGCGAUCGCUGAAAGUGAGAUGAGAGUCGGACGUCCGGUGUCCGUUCAAUAACGUAGAUCACCUAUUAUAAUAUUAUGAUACAAAUUAUACGAUAAUAUGUAUAUGUAUUUAUAAUACCCGCGUCCAAGCGGCGUUCAACCCAUACGUGUGCUAGUCAAGUGAAGACAAUGUUGAGUUUAUAUUAUUUAUAAAUGCAUAAUAUUGUCAGUUUAAUUUUAAUUUUUUUUUUUAUUGAAUUUUUUCUAU
Messenger RNA from Melanaphis sacchari, 2181 nucleotides. Its product is annotated as protein scabrous-like. The transcript has 8 exons. NCBI's taxonomy places the organism in Eukaryota, Metazoa, Arthropoda, Insecta, Hemiptera, Aphididae. The record is from RefSeq and is a predicted model, not a curated record. The coding region runs from base 1 to 1986 and encodes 661 amino acids.